Molecule: messenger RNA, 4928 nt
Organism: Ornithorhynchus anatinus (platypus)
Lineage: Eukaryota; Metazoa; Chordata; Mammalia; Monotremata; Ornithorhynchidae
Product: WD repeat-containing protein 19-like
Exons: 35
Coding region: 72-4193 (1373 amino acids)
Biological process (GO): intraciliary retrograde transport; cilium assembly
Cellular component (GO): cilium; intraciliary transport particle A
Molecular function (GO): protein binding
Source: RefSeq, a predicted model, not a curated record
GUUAGUCAACUGCGUCUGCGCGGCGGGAGGAGGAGGAGGAGAAGGACAGGCCCUGGAGGCCAACAGGGACGAUGAAGCAAGUAUUUAUUCUCCAAGAAAAGUCUCUGCUUGGCGCUCCUAUACAGUUCAAAUGGCAGAAAACCCAAGGAAACUACAUUGCAGUAGCUGGAGCUGGUUCCACCUUAAAGAUUUUUGAUCGCCACGGUCUAAUGAAGAAUGAAAUAAACUUACAAGGCACUUGCGUUGCUAUGGAUUGGGAUGUUGACGGAGACACUUUAGCAGUAAUUGCUGAAAAAUCCACCUGCAUCUACCUGUGGGAUGCUAACACAGAUAAAAUCAGUCAAUUGGAUAGCGGCAUGAGGGAUCAGAUGUCCUUCCUGCUGUGGUCAAAAGUUGGCACCUUACUUGCUAUUGGAACAGUAAAGGGAAAUUUGUUUAUUUAUAACCAUCAGACUUCUCGCAAAAUCCCUAUACUUGGUAAACACACCAAGCGGAUAACGUGUGGGUGCUGGAGCUCUGAAAACCUGCUGGCCCUUGGCAGUGAGGAUAAAAUGAUUACCAUUAGCAACCAGGAAGGGGAUACGAUAAGACAGAUCCUUUUGAAAAUGGAGCUUAGCGAUAUGCGCUUCUCAGUGCUGAGAGAUGAUAACAGAACAAGUACCGCCGAAAACACCAUCAGUGUGGUCGUUGGCAAGAAAAAUAUAUUUUUGAUUAACGUAAAUAGUCCAGAAAAUCCAGUUGAGCUGGGAUUCCAACAGUACUACGGCAGCAUUGUUUGUUACCACUGGUUUGGUGAUGGCUACAUCAUGAUUGGUUUUUCCCAAGGCUACGUUGCGGUCAUUUCUACACAUUUUCAAGAGCUCGGGCAAGAGAUUUUUCAAGCUCACAAUCAUAAAGAUAAUUUAACUAACAUUGCAAUAUCACAAUCAUUAAAUAAAGCUGCAACAUGUGGAGAUAACUGCAUUAAGAUCCACGAUUUGUCAGAGCUGAAAGAAAUGUAUGCUAUAAUAAACCUGGAUGAUGAAAAUAAAGGUUUAGGGGCCCUGUCUUGGACAGACGAUGGACAGCUGUUGGCAACAUCUACACAAAGGGGCUCGCUGCACGUCUUCCUGACCAAGCUUCCGGUCCUCGGAGACACCUACGGCACUCGGAUUGCACACCUCACCUCUCUCCUCGAAGUCACCGUAGCCAACCCCGUUGAAGGAGAACUCCCCAUCACGGUUUCCGUUGAAGUGGAGCCUAACUUUAUUGCUGUUGGCCUUUACCACUUGGCUGUUGGGAUGAACAACCGAGCUUGGUUUUAUGCCCUUGGAGAGGACAGUGUUGUUAAAAAACUAAAAGACGUGGAAUAUCUGGGGACGGUAGUCAGUAUGUGCCUUAAUUCUAACUAUGCGGCUGUGCUCUUUGAGGGCAAGGUCCAAUUACAUAUGAUAGAGAGUGAAAUUCUGGAUGCUCAAGAAGAGCGAGAGACUCGCCUCUUCCCCACAACAGCUAAUGAAUGUCGAAUUCUAUGUCACGCUUUAACAAAGGAUUUCCUGAUCUACGGAACAGAUGCUGGUGUUAUUCAUUAUUUCUACAUUGAAGAUUGGCAACACGUGAAUGAAUACCGACACCACGUCAGUGUCAAAAAAAUCUUUCCAGAUACAAAUGGGACCCGGCUGACUUACAUUGAUGAUAAAAAUGAAGGUUUUCUGUACUGCCCAGUAACUGAUGCUGUGUAUGAAAUUCCAAAUUUCUCACCAACCAUCAAAUGCAUUCUUUGGGAAAACUGGCCAAUGGAUAAUAGUGUGUUUGUUGCCUAUGAUGACGAUAAAGUCUAUACUUACGUCUUUCACAAGGAUACUAUUCAAGGAUCCAAGGUGAUUUUAGCAGGUGGCACCAAAAUUCCAUUUUCUCAUAAGCCAUUGCUGUUGUAUAAUGGAGAACUAACCUGCCAGACCCAGAGUGGGAAAACAAACAAUAUCUGCCUUAGCACGCAUGGUUUUCUGGGCAAUUUGGAAAACUUAAAACCCAAUGAGCUAAAACAAAUACUGACACAGACUUUAAUAUUGAAAAGAUUUUCUGCCGCCUGGGUGAUCUGCAUGCAGCUGGAUGACUCGGCUGCAUGGAAUGAACUAGGCAGCGCCUGUCUGCAUCACAUGGAAGUAGAGUUCGCCAUACGUGUAUAUCGUACAAUUAAAAAUGUUGGGAUAGUGAUGUCUUUGGAACAAAUAAAGGGGGUGGAAGAUCACAGUCUUUUAGCAGGACACCUUGCCAUGUUCACUAACAAUUUCAACCUGGCCCAGGAUCUGUACCUGGCAUCUAGCUGCCCCAGAGCUGCACUUGAGAUGAGACGAGAUUUGCAGAACUGGGACAGUGCACUGCAGCUGGCUAAACGCUUGGCCCCCGACCAGAUCCCGUUCAUCUCAAAGGAGUACGCUAUUCAGCUCGAAUUCACGGGUGAUUAUAUAAAUGCUUUGGCACAUUAUGAGAAAGGAAUUACAGGAAACAAUAAGUACCAGGACCACGACGAAGCCUGCCUAGCUGGAGUGGCUCAGAUGUCUAUUCGGAUGGGAGACAUCCGUCGAGGGGUUAACCAAGCCAUUAAACAUCCCAGCAGACUGCUCAAGCGGGACUGUGCAGCCAUUCUGGAAAAUAUGAAGCAAUUUUCAGAAGCGGCCCAGUUAUAUGAAAAAGGACAGUAUUAUGACAAAGCAGCAUCAGUAUAUAUUCGUUGUAAAAACUGGGCAAAGGUUGGUGAAUUGCUCCCUCACGUAACUUCUCCCAAGGUUCAUCUACAAUAUGCCAAGUCUAAGGAAGCAGACGGAAGAUACAAGGAAGCUGUUGUGGCUUAUAAAAACGCCAAGCAGUGGGAAAACGUCAUCCGCAUCUAUUUGGAUCACCUUGGCAACCCUGAAAAGGCGGUCAGUGUGGUCAGAGAAACCCAAUCUCUGGAGGGAGCCAAAAUGGUAGCCAGGUUCUUUCUCCAACUGGGAGACUAUGGUUCUGCCAUUCAAUUUCUGGUCAUGUCCAAAUGCAACAAUGAAGCUUUCACACUGGCCCAGCAACACAACCAAAUGGAACUGUAUGCUGACAUCAUUGGUUCGGAGGACACCCCCAUUGAAGACUAUCAGAGCAUCGCGUUACACUUUGAAGGAGAAAAGAAACAUUUUCUAGCCGGCAAGUUCUUUUUGCUCUGCGGCCAAUACGCACGGGCUUUAAAACACUUCCUGAAGUGCUCAAAUACAGAUGAUAAUGCAGCCCUAGAAAUGGCAAUCGACACAGUUGGGCAGGCCAAAGAUGAGUCAUUGACCAAUCAGCUCAUAGAUCACCUUAUGGGAGAGAGUGAUGGCAUGCCCAAGGAUGCCAAGUAUCUAUUCCGCUUAUACAUGUCCCUGAAGCAAUACCGAGAGGCUGCCCGCACUGCCAUAAUCAUCUCCAGGGAGGAGCAGUCUGCAGGAAACUAUCGAAGUGCCCACGACGUUCUCUUCAGCAUGUAUGCAGAACUAAGAACCCAGAAGAUCACGAUUCCUUCUGAGAUGGCCACAAACCUUAUGAUCCUGCACAGCUAUAUUUUGGUGAAGAUUCACGUGAAACGUGGGGAUCACAUGAAGGGAGCCCGCAUGCUGAUUCGAGUGGCCAACAACAUUAGCAAAUUCCCCUCCCACAUCGUGCCCAUCCUGACGUCCACCGUGAUCGAGUGCCACCGGGCAGGGUUGCGGAGCUCGGCCUUCAGCUUCGCGGCCAUGCUCAUGCGCCCCGAGUACCGCAACCGGAUCGAUCUCAAAUACCGAAAGAAGAUCGAAGCCAUGGUCAGGAGACCUGACACCACUGAGGCUGAAGAGGCAGCCACCCCGUGUCCGUUUUGUGAUUUCCUGCUUCCUGAGUGUGAGCUGCUCUGUCCUGGGUGCAAAAAUAAUCUCCCGUACUGCAUUGCCACGGUGGCAUGCAAGAACGACCGGCCUUUGGCCCCGUGGGAAGGGCCCCGCUCCAGCAAGCAGGAAGAGAGUCGGGGGUCCAGUCCCUGCUCUCCAAGCAGGGGGAGGCCUGCGGACGAGAAGGCUCUGGGCGGAAGAACCGCCUACCACCGGGCUCGGCGACCAUUUCGUGCAGAGGAGCCAAAACGGAUGAACGCUUUGAGCGACUGGCACACGACAUCCAUGCAGUGGACGACCUCCCACGUGACCCACGAUGUCAUAUGCGGUGCAAUGUGAAGGCAGCAUUGUACCACUGUGACUGUUUCAUAACAGUGGCCGUUUCUAGCUGUUGCUGCCAGUGGGGAUGGAAAAGAGGAGGGAGAAAGAAAAGGAGCGGGGAGCUCGGGAGAGGAAGGGAAGAGGAAGAAAAGGGUGGUGGGGGAGUUUUUGCCCCCCAGAUUUCAGUGCUAUGACUUUCGCUUCUCUUACAUGUUCCCAAAUGGCCCCAUUCUGUCAGUCAAUUGUAUUUACUGAGCUCUUACCGUGUGCAGGGUGCUGGACUAAAUGCUUGGGGGAGUACUCCCUGAGGGCCAAGAAAAGAUUAGUGAGUUGGGGAAGAGCGAUUCCAAGGCUGAGAAGGAGUGACGUCCUGCGACAAAACAGCCGGCGCCUGGCUGAACCCCACAGUAGCCUUCUCGAGGCUCCGGGUCCCUGCUCUCCAGGAGACCCAGCUGGCGGGGGAGACCCUGUGGAAAGCUGGCACCGGCACGAGGCUCAGAGGGUCCAGGUCUCGUCCUGAGGGCCAUGUCUCCGCCGACCUUGGGACUCUCCGACCUUGGGCUGGUCAUCAACACACACCGGAAGACUCCAAUCUGCGCAGCGGUCAUAGGAGGAUCAAUGGGUGGGACAGCACUUGGAGAGAUAAAAAUGUGACUGCAAUUGCAAUUUGCAAAACUAUUUAUUGAGUUCUCCUUAGAAAUGGCUGAGUUGUUGUAGGGUUGGCCACUCUGGCAAGCUCUUGAGUUAAGGACC